CUGUUUCUCUCAGUCCUGACGGUAACGUUAACUGUUAACUGACGGCUAACCAGCGGCAGACCAACACAACGGAACACAGACGAAGCAGUAAUCUAGAUACAAUGAAGGACAACAAUUUCCCCCGAAUUUUUACAAUUAUCUUGUGUGCGGCGGUUUUUAUUGCCGUUUUAGUUUUUAACGGUUUGGCUCAAACGGGAAGAGGUCUCUUCCAUUCCACCACAGGUAAUGUGUCAGCCCGCUAUGAGACAGACAUCACUCCAGCUGGCUGGACCUUCUCCAUCUGGGGUGUUAUCUAUACCUGGCUCACCCUGAUGGUCAUAUACAUCACUACAUAUGUAUUCAGAGGAUCCUGGGCUCAGUGUCUGCUGCCCUACUCCUUCUAUUUUUGCUGGCUGUCCAACAUGGUGCUGAACAUGAUAUGGCUGCUGCUAUGGGACAGAGAGAUGAUGCUAGCGGCUCUGGUUGUAUUAAUCAUGAUAGUGAUUUCCAACUACAGCGCGUUGUUCUUUUGUUGCUUUGCCACAGAUUACUAUGGACUCUGGUUACAGACAUACCAUCGCAAAGACCUGGCCUGUCUCAGAAUACUGGUCCAGAAUGGUUUGGCUCUCUACACCACAUGGACAUCCAUCGCCUCUCUGAUCAACUUCUCAUUGGUUCUCCACCUGUGGGGUGUGGACAGGAGCACAGCAGCAACAGCUUCUCUGUGCAUCCUGUUUGCAGAGGUGGUGGGAUGGUUUAUCCUUGAGAACUGGGUGCUGGACCGUUGGGUGCGUAACAUCCUGACAGUGUACCCCGUGGUGAUUGUGGCUCUGGUCGGAAACAUCCUCAAACAUUUUAACCCAGCUGAUCCCACUCCAAACUCUCUGUUUAUGGUUAUACUGCUGGUGUUAGCGUGUGUCCUGCUGGUUUUCCGAGUCUGUACUGUUAUCUGGAGAAACAGCAGGCGGCCUCUUCACUCCCCAGGCUCAGCACGGCUGAUUGUAUCACCCCUUGACGGCAGCAAAUUCAAGAUCCUUAUAUAAACAUGCUGAACUUGUAUUGUACCUCUUGUCCCACUGUAGCCUUUAAACUCUAAGCCCAAACCCAUUUAUUUACAUUUUCACACAAGCAAUUGUGAGGGUAAAUCUGCCAGUUUUAAAUUGAGGUUUUACUUGUGAAGGUGUUUUAACUAGUUGUGGAUUUGCAAACAACAUUGAUAAGAACUGUGUUUCUUACAAUGGAAUGUUUGAAAUUAGCUUGAGAGAGAGAGUCUGUAAUGGGAAGGUGGGUAAACCUUUUCUGUAUGCAAAGUACCUUUCAUACAAAUGCUUGCAUGUGAUUUAAUUAUCAUGUUUUUAUUGCCAUUGUACAGCAGUUUUAUGCAGCAUUUAUGGGUUUUUUUUAAAUUUUAUAUUCAUGCACUAACCAUACAUACUAUCAAUAUAUUUUAUAUAUAUUGGCUUUUUGACAAUAUCAUUUGAAUUAGUAAACAGUCAAAUUGUACUAUAAAGUACUUGUGCUUUUUUGUGAAUUUAUAUAGAUUUGCCAAUUAAAGCGUUGUUUGCUUCUAA
This is a messenger RNA of Micropterus dolomieu (smallmouth bass), 1550 nucleotides long. RefSeq lists its product as uncharacterized. Bases 102 to 1022 code for a protein of 306 amino acids. The record is from RefSeq and is a predicted model, not a curated record. NCBI's taxonomy places the organism in Eukaryota, Metazoa, Chordata, Actinopteri, Centrarchiformes, Centrarchidae. The transcript has 7 exons.